Penicillium daleae is the source of this 768-nucleotide messenger RNA. Its product is annotated as alpha/beta hydrolase. The record is from RefSeq and is a predicted model, not a curated record. The coding region runs from base 1 to 768 and encodes 255 amino acids. Gene Ontology annotation, molecular function: hydrolase activity. NCBI's taxonomy places the organism in Eukaryota, Fungi, Ascomycota, Eurotiomycetes, Eurotiales, Aspergillaceae. The transcript has a single exon.
AUGGACAUUCGAUUGCCAUACACCGAUUCUGGAAAAAAAGACCUCGAUAAAACUACGCCCGGUCCGGCAAUCGUCCACACUCAUGGUGGUGGCACCAUCCUGGGUGAUGUGGCUAUGUUCCGUGGAUACCUUAGCCAACAGAUCCAACAGCAUGGCAUCCAGGUAUUCUCCGUUGAAUACCGCUUGGCACCCGAGCAUCCCUUUCCCACACCCGUGGAGGACUGCUACGCAGGCCUGGUCUGGGUCAACCAACACACGGACCGAUUCUCAAUUGACCCCCGUCGUAUCGCCGUGAUGGGCGAGAGUGCUGGAGGUAACCUGGCCGCCAGUAUUACCCUGAUGGCCCGCGACCGCGGGCUCUCACCCCCAGUCGCGAGGCAGAUUCUUGUCUACCCCAUGCUGGACGACCGCAACACGGCCCCGUACCCAGCUCUCCAGAACCUGGUGACCUGGUCAACCGAGUCUAGCAUCGUGUCUUGGGCAGCAUACCUGGGGGCGGAGUCUGGUAGCGACAGUGUAUCGCCAUAUGCAGCCCCCGCUCGCGUAGCCAGCGUCGAGGGGCUGCCCCCUACCUAUAUAGAAAUCGGGACUCUGGACAUCUUCCGCGACGAGGUGCUGAGCUUCGCCUCGCGGAUUGCAGCGGCUAAUAUCGAGGUGGAAGUGCACAUUUAUCCAGGGCUACCACAUGGGUAUGAUAUGUUUGUGCCUGUUUCUGCUGCGGCACAGAGGGCGAUCACGGAUCGGGUGCGCGCGGCCUCUGCCUUGUAG